AGCCAUCUCCCCCCUAUCUCUUUCCACUGUAUCUCUCCCCACUGUGCGCGUGAGAGAGAGAAUUGGGAAGAAAACAAAAGACGCCAGUUACUUCUUACUGGCUUAGCAAUUAAAGAGAUUAUUUGUUUUGUUGUUUUUACUUUGAAAAAAGCUUAGUUGGGAUUAUCUUUAAUUGCUCACAUGUCACUGCAAACGGUGGUUGAAUGUAUUAUUCACUCCCUCCUGCAACCAAACAACAUGCCAAUUUAUCGCUGCAAAAGUUCCCAUACUCGUUUGAUUUCCUUAUUCUUUAAUCAUAAUCACAACCCACAAACUGAUUGCGUUUAUUUUGCCUUUGCUUUCUUUCAUACCAUCACCCAACCCAUUUGUAGGCUUUUCAAGAAACAAAUGCCUAUCUUUCUUGAAUAUUGCUUGCCUCUUACUCUUUCUGCUCGUGGGUCUGCUUCUUUAAUCUAAUCUAAUCCCCCUUUUUUGUUAUAACUUUUAAGAGGCCUAUCUUUCUUGAAUAAUUUAUUCACUGUAAAGAGAUUGGAUUAUUUUCAUUGGGGAUUUUUUUCUUUCAAUGUUCUGAUUCUUUAAUCUAUAUAUCAUUAUUGAGAUUGAGUUGGUAGGUUUUUCUUAGAGAUUAAUUGGUUGUUUUAUGUGGGAUGGGGGCGGUGAUGCUGCCAGUUCUUGGAUUGGUGCUUAAAAUCUUUGCCUUAGCUUGUUCGUUGGUGAUCGAAGGAUCUGCAGAGCAUAGCUUAUCCCCAUCUGCGGUUGCAUUUUCUGCAAUUCCUCCUGUUGCAGAAGGAACACCUGGCCCUUUGCCUAAAGAAAACAUAUCCAGCAGUGUAGCACCCACUCCAGCAUCUCAACCAAAUGGAUCAAGUUUGCACCCUCUACUUGCAAUGCCACCUCACAUGCCAGCACAAUUACCUCAAACUAGAAAAGGCCCCGUGGCUUCCCCAUGGCCAAGUCAUCCUUCAGUACCACUGCCUCAUCUUUCGGUUCCACCCCCAUCAAUUCAAGACUCUGUACCAGUUGUGCCACCCACUCCCCCUCCUGGGAAUCCUCAGCGCAUAGAACGUCCUUUCACGCCACAAGCUCCAGCAUCCAUGGCAUCUCCUUCUAUGAAUCCCCCACCAAACCGGCAAACUACACGUCCCCUUGUGCCAGGAUCUAUGCCACCAACUUCUCCUGAAGCUAAAUCACCUGAAAGUGAUACCACCCUCUCACCGAUUCCCCCAGUAACCAAUGUUCCUGCUCCAAGGAUAAUGCCACAAAGUCCAUCACCUUCUCAUCCAGCUUUUCCUGAGGAACCACCAUCCAUUCCGCCUGUAACAAAUAUGCUUGCUCCAAGGAGAAUGCCGCAAAGUCCACUACCUUCUCGUCCAGUUAUUCCUGCAGAACCACCAUUCAUUCCACCUGUAGCAUAUAUGCCUGUUCCAAGGAGAAUGCCACAAAGUCCACCGCCUUCUCGUCAAGUUUUUCCAAAAGAAUCACCAUCCAUUCCACCUGUACCAGUUACAUCAUCACCUCCAGGAUUUCCAGUGAGUUCACCACCUUCGAAACUGAUAUUACCGGAAGAACCUCCCUCCAGUCCUCCAGAACAAAAUGUUCCUUCUGUGUUAACACCCUCUUCAAGCAUCAAUAGGAAAAAAGCAGCAAUGCCAAUUGCAGCAGGUCCUCCAAGUGGAACUACCAGCCAACAUGCACCUGUGAGCCACUCCCCAAAGGAAGCUCCUAUGCAUAAAUCCGUGGGGCGAUCUAAUAGCGCUUCCCCUCCUCAUCCAUUUUCCAAGUCAACUCCAAACACAGGGUUUUUUCCCACGGCAUCUCCACCUUCAACUUCAAUUCAGAGGAAGCAUCGUUCAAGGGAGCAUAAGAUUACUCCUGCUCCGUCAUCACAUAUGGCUUUCCCUCCCGCUUCGAUGAAACAAGGUCUGGCCCCUUAUAAUCCAAAAUCAGAUCCAAAGACUAAUCCUAGACAAAGGGCUCCAACACCCUCACACCCAGAUAAUAAUGAUUCUCUUGCACCAGCACCAGCUCCAUCUUCAACAUCUCCAUUUAAGCAAAGGAAAAUGCCCUUCAUUCCACCCCCGAAAAUGUCUCCUUCUGGAUACUCUCGUCCCAGAAAUCCAAAGAUGCCACUUCCGCCACCGUUGCAAGCACUGCCACCUCCACCUCCACAUAAAGAUUGUGCACCGUUGACUUGCGCCGAGCCGUAUACAUAUGGUCUGCUUGAAUCUGUCUGUGUUUGUGUGUUGCCCAUACAAGUGGCACUGCAGCUUAGUGUAGCGCUGUACACCUUCUUCCCUUUAGUGUCAGAACUAGCGGCAGAACUUGCCGCUGGAGUAUUUAUGAAGCAAAGCCAAGUACAUAUAAUGGGAGCAAAUGCAGCUGGUGAAAAUCCAGCAAAGACCAUUGUCCUUAUUGAUAUGGUACCCCUGGGGGAAAGAUUUGAUGGUACUUCAGCAUAUUUGACGUUUCAAAGAUUCUGGCACAAGCAAGUGGUCAUAAAAACUUCAUUGUUUGGUGAUUACGAUGUAUUAUAUGUGCGCUAUCCAGGUCUUCCUCCCUCUCCACCUUUGCCUCCUUCAACCAUUGGUAUCAUAGGCAGUAAGCCAUAUCCUGGUCAUGACAAUAAUGCACGGACUAUGCAUCCCCUUGGAGUUGAUGUAAGGGGGAAGAAGCAUAAUCGCGGGCCUAGCAGAAGCAUUGUAGCAAUAAUAGUCUUGUCCGCUUCUGUAGCUGUUAUCUUAUUGUGUGUUAUUGCAUGGGUUAUGCUCUUCAAACGUAGAGACAACAUUUCACAACGAGAUCCAACUUCACCAACUAUGAUUGGUUCCCUUACAAAAUCAUCAGGUGUUGCUGCAUCUAUAGUUGGAAGUGGACCCAAUUCUGCUUCAUUCUCUUUGGGUUCUAGCAUUGCAGCAUAUACUGGCUCUGCAAAGACAUUCAGUUCUAGUGACAUUGAGAGAGCUACUGAUUACUUCAAUGAGACAAGAGUCCUAGGUGAAGGUGGCUUUGGACGUGUUUACAGUGGUGUGCUUGAAGAUGGGACAAAAGUUGCCGUGAAGAUAUUAAAGAGAGAUGAUCAGCAGGGUGGUCGUGAAUUCUUGGCUGAAGUCGAAAUGCUGAGCCGCCUUCACCAUAGGAACUUAGUAAAGUUGAUUGGUAUAUGUAUUGAAGAUCGAAGUCGCUGCUUAGUGUAUGAACUUAUUCCAAAUGGCAGUGUGGAGUCUCAUCUACAUGGCAUUGACAGAGAGACUGUUCCACUUGAUUGGAGUGCUCGGCUGAAGAUUGCACUUGGGGCUGCUAGAGCUCUAGCCUAUCUGCAUGAGGAUUCAAGCCCUCGUGUGAUACACAGGGACUUCAAAGCCAGCAAUAUCUUACUCGAAGAAGAUUUUACUCCCAAAGUAUCUGACUUUGGUUUGGCGCGUACUGGAUUGGAUGAAGAGAACAGACACAUAUCAACUCGUGUCAUGGGAACCUUCGGGUAUGUAGCUCCAGAGUAUGCAAUGACUGGGCAUCUUCUCGUUAAAAGUGAUGUUUAUAGCUAUGGUGUAGUCCUUCUAGAACUCCUAACUGGAAGAAAACCGGUCGACAUGUCUCAACCACCAGGUCAAGAGAAUUUAGUUUCUUGGGCCCGACCACUCCUCACAAGUCGAGAAGGUUUAGAAUUGAUUGUAGACUCAUCAUUGGGGCCUGAUUUUCCUUUUGACAGUAUUGCAAAAGUAGCUGCCAUUGCUUCAAUGUGUGUUCAACCAGAGGUAUCACACAGACCUUUUAUGGGCGAGGUAGUUCAGGCGUUGAAACUAGUUUGUAAUGAGUGUGAAGAAACAAAAGAACUCGGAUCAAGAAGUUGUAGUCAGGAGAAUUUGUCUAUAGACGUAGAUGAUGCUAUGAUCGAUGCCAAUUCAGACCAUUUGCCGGAUCCUUUGCUAACUCAAUCCCCAAUCUCUAAUUAUGAUUACCGGCUCAAUGUUCAGAGGAAUCUUUCCAUGUCGGAGCUGUUGAGUUUGCCCACCAAUUAUGGGAGACAAGAUUCUGAGUCAUUCAGGAGGCACUCUAGUUCAGGUCCGUUAAGAACAGGUAAGGCCAUGGAACUGUGGCAGAAGAUGAGGCGAUUAUCUGCAGGCAGUGUGAGCGAGCAUAGGCUACUGUCAAGACUCUGGCCUGGAUCACACUAAUCAUAGACGAUAAGCUAUUGAGAUCACAAGCUCCAGGGUCCCGAUUUCCUGAAUAUUAUUGGCAUCAGUUCUUCAGAUUUUAAGAUAUUCAUGUGCUUGGGAAUUGGAAGUUAAAGGCCUUUCUUGAGAAGCCAGAGGAUGUGUGAGAGAGAAUCUGUGUGAAAUGGACAUCAAUAAAAAUGCUGGGAAAUUUUGGGAAAAAAAUUGAUUUGGCUUCCACAUUUGAAGCCCAGAUUGACAUCUAAAUAAAUGUAAUGGGAUGAUCAACUUGUAUUUUUGAAAUUUUUAUGCUCUAAUGUACAGUAAUUGGUGUAUGUUAUUAUGUGAAAUUUGUAAAUGGUACCUUUGUUCCUUGCUGGUAUGGAUAAAGCUAGUUUGCCUAAA
This is a messenger RNA of Olea europaea var. sylvestris, 4556 nucleotides long. RefSeq names its product receptor-like serine/threonine-protein kinase ALE2. Gene Ontology annotation, molecular function: protein kinase activity; ATP binding. The transcript has 18 exons. The coding region runs from base 648 to 4172 and encodes 1174 amino acids. The record is from RefSeq and is a predicted model, not a curated record. Gene Ontology annotation, biological process: protein phosphorylation. Lineage: Eukaryota; Viridiplantae; Streptophyta; Magnoliopsida; Lamiales; Oleaceae.